AUGAAACACAUGAGGAACACAGACAAAGGAAUUGUUCUUCUAGAAUACACUGUCUUCCUUUCUAUCCCUUCAACCGUUCUCUCUUUCUUUCUUUCUUUCUUUCUUUCUUUCUUUCUUUCUUUCUUUCUUCGUCACCACGUCCCUUUCUCUCUUUUUUCUUUUACUGACAUGCUGUUUUAUUAUUCUUAUUUUUGUCACACCCUAUCUUUCAUUCAUUCGUUCUUUCUUUCUUUCUUAUUUUCGUUACCAUCUUCCCUUUCUUUCUUUCUUUCUUUCUUUCUUUCUUUCUUUCUUUCUUUCUUUCUUUCUUUCUUUCUUUUUCCGACGUGCUGUUUUACUAUUAUUAUAUUCGUCAACCUCGCCUCUCUCGCUUUCUUUCAUUCUUUUCAGCACUUUUUCUUUUCCAUUCUCAUAACAAUGCUAAAAUUAAUCACCGUGACGCCCACCAGCUUCUUCUUCUUCUUCUUCUUCUCUCUCUCUCUCUCUCUCUUUCUUUCUCUCUCUCUCUCUCUCUCUCCGUUCAUUAUCUAUCUAUCUAUCUAUCUAUCUAUCUAUCUAUCUAUCUAUCUAUGUCUGUUCAUUAUCUAUCUAUCUCUGUCUGUUCAUUAUCUAUCUAUCUAUCUAUCUAUCUAUCUAUCUAUCUAUCUAUCUAUCUAUCUAUCUUUUUUCCAUUCCAACAAUAUAGAGGUUAUUUUUGUGAUAUCUAUCACAUUUUUUGCAUAUCGAUGUAUGUACGUAUCUACCUAUCGAUGUGUCUGUAUGUCUGUCUAUCUAUCUAUCUAUCUAUCUAUUUAUCUCAUUUUUGCAUAUCUAUCUCAUUUUUUUGUAUAUCUAUCAAUGACAUUUUUGCAUAUCUAUCUCAUUGUGCAUAUCUAUCUAUCUAUCUAUCUAUCUCAUUUUUUGCCUAUCUAUCUAUCUAUCUAUCUAUCUAUCUAUCUAUCUAUCUAUCUAUCUCAUUCUUGCAUAUCUAUCUCAUUUUUUUCAUAUCUAUUUCAAUCUGUUUCUAUCUAUCUACUCUUUUCAUCUCGUAUAUAUCUAUCUAUGCAUCUAAAUCUAUUCAUAUCUAUCUAUCUAUCUAUCUAUCUAUCUAUCUAUCUAUCUAUCUCAAUCAUUAUCUAUCUAUCUAUCUAUCUAUCUAUCUAUCUAUCUAUCUGA
This is a messenger RNA of Acanthosepion pharaonis, 1155 nucleotides long. The record is from the annotation of a GenBank genome assembly. NCBI's taxonomy places the organism in Eukaryota, Metazoa, Mollusca, Cephalopoda, Sepiida, Sepiidae.